Macroventuria anomochaeta is the source of this 2717-nucleotide messenger RNA. Its product is annotated as N-terminal nucleophile aminohydrolase. Bases 495 to 2402 code for a protein of 635 amino acids. The record is from RefSeq and is a predicted model, not a curated record. NCBI's taxonomy places the organism in Eukaryota, Fungi, Ascomycota, Dothideomycetes, Pleosporales, Didymellaceae. Gene Ontology annotation, molecular function: threonine-type endopeptidase activity. The transcript is spliced from 3 exons. Gene Ontology annotation, biological process: protein maturation.
UUCACACACCAUAACAUGAUGAUGUUCGGUUGCCACAUGGCCUGAGUAGCUCAAGGGGAAGGAGCUCCCGUUUGCACCGCCAACACGGCCUUGCUAUUGAUUUCUCUUACUGACCACCAGCGCUCACCGAGCCCAUCCGCUCACUACCACGCCGCUCAAACAGUGGAGUUUCUCUCACAACGUGGACGCGACUUUCAUUCAUUUUCAUUCAUUCAUUCACUUCACUCCUAGCGCCAAUUACCUCUCACCUACCAUCUUCUCAACUUCGGCCUACUCGAGCCUCUCAUGAGCACUUGACUACCGUUUCCACACCGCAAAAAUCAUCAAAACACUCGCGAACCUUUCAAAGCUUUGCGACAAGACUGCUACUCAAGUCGAGUUCGCGUCCUCACGGACACCGCCGCUCGAUCGUGCAAAGCUCCACAAGAGCACCUCGUUGAGACCUGGGUUCGCGAUUCCGAAACUUCCGUCGACACUUUUCCUUCUCCAAGGACAUGUCGGCUUCCACUCGCCACUACGAUGGUGCUUACCCUGCUGAGCAACUUGUACGAAAAGCGACGCGUAGCCUGCUGCCCGCGGACGAAGUAUGCGCCAUAUACGUCCACGCAGGUGCCGGCUAUCACAGCCAUCAGAACGAGAGGAUACACCUAGAAGCGUGCAACGAUGCCGCUGCAAUUGGCAUGUGCAUCAUGAAGAACGGCGGCAGCGCGAUAGAUGCCAUAGAGGCUGCUAUCAAAUUGCUUGAGGACCGAGAGAUCACCAACGCUGGCUAUGGAAGCAACCUUGCCAUGGACGGAGUGGUAGAGUGCGAUGCGUCGGUUGUAGAUCACUUCGGACGCAGUGGCGCUGUAGGCGCUGUAGCUCAAAUCAAAAACCCCAUUUCCUUAGCACGCAUGGUCUACGAGCAUACUAGCAAGCCGUUGACUCUUCGACGCGUUCCACCGAAUCUUCUGUGCGCCCAGGGAGCGACUGAGUUUGCGGCGGAGCAGGGUAUGCCCGUCCUUCCUCAUGAUGCACUCGUCUCUCCGGCCGCAAAGGAACGUUGGCUUCGUUGGAGAGCCGACCUCAAGAAUGCUGAACGGAAGGCAAAAAAAUCGGGUCAACAUCCGUCAUGCUACAGGCUGCGAGCCGACGUCGCACCUGAGGACGAGAUCGAGCAGAGCCAAAUUCGACAAAGGCACACGAAUGGCUUACUUGGAAACUACCCAUCUCUGCUACAGUCGUCCUCACCGGAGCCGUCCGACGAGUCGCUAUAUUACUCUACUGAGAAUGCUUCAAGCACACACUCUGAGCCGACAGCGCAGUCUGGACUCUCUUCUGGUUCAUGGCUUAGCGACGACCGCAUACCUACGCCUGACACAUCUGCCCCAUCACCUAUACCCGCCAAUCUUGGCCCACCAACAGUUGCGGAGUCUUCGCGUAGCGCUUUUAUCAACAGCACACAGAAGAUGCCCACACUCAGUCAAUUCAGAGCAAGCCGAGCCACUACAUCUGAACAGGUUCUCGAAGACGCCGAGAUGGAGGAUGUGUCUCGUGUGCUGAAGAACGGGUUGACCGCGCGCAAGACCUGGGGUGACGGUUCAGGUGAGGAGUCGGACUCGGCUACAAGCACAACGACUGUCAAUGCACCUCAGCCCGCUGCUACUUCGACCAGCGCGGUCGAUGACGACCUUGUUGAUAUUCCGUUGGGCGAAGAUGUGUCAACAGGCAUAAAGGGUACUUUGAACUACGUCAGGCAGGACAACCCUUACAUUCCAAUUCCGAACGGAGCCCCUCCACCAUCCACAGACAAACCUGACCACAUCACUGAUACCGUUGGAGCCAUCGCCAUAGACAGCUGGGGCCGCAUCGCCUGCGGUGCAUCGUCUGGUGGUAUUGGUAUGAAGUACCGUGGUCGCGUAGGACCUGCGGCUCUUGUCGGUGUUGGCGCUGCCGUGAUCCCUCUCGACCCUGACGAUAUCGAACAGACCUCUGUUGCGACCGUAACCAGUGGUACGGGCGAGCAUAUGGCAACGACCAUGGCAGCAACAACAUGCGCAGAACGACUGUACCAGAGUGUAAGAAAGGAAAAGGGCGGCGAAUACGCAGAAGUGACUGAGGACGAGGCCCUCAGAUCGAUGAUCGAGAAUGAGUUCAUGGGUCACUCCAGCGUCCAGCACAGCAACUCAGCGGGUGCCAUCGGUAUUCUGGGCGUGAAGAAGAUGCGCACCGGCAUCAUGCUCUUCUACGGCCACAACACCGACUCUUUCGCACUGGCCUCCAUGUCAUCAGACGAUGACGUGCCCAAGUGUACCAUGUCUCGCAGCAACGGCAACGGACAAAUCGCUCAAGGUGGUCGCCUGAUGUCGUACAAAACUCGCAAGAGGACGAAAGUCAUGCCACGCCAGCGACAGGUCGGGUAGCCUGGCGUUCGCCUUCAAAUCUGAACUGGCAGUGGUCCGUCUUUCCAAAAGUGGUUUCGCAUCUCUUACACCUCGAUUCUCGACCUACGAUCUCCAUUUCAUGUCCGCAUAUCCUGUUCCGACAUACUCCCUCAGCAUUCCAGUUCUAUACCCUAUGCAUAGCGUUGGUGGAUUUGUGCUCCGGCGUCUCGGUUUCGAUACAACUCUGCAGAUUCACUGAUCUACGGCAAGCACAUUGGUGUCUUCUACGGUACUGAGAAGAGUACAUCCUUUCAGACCCUUUCGAUAGUAAUAAAAACCCUGUUGACACUGCCA